GCCGACGCGGUGGCGUUAUUUCUGUGUUUCCUUAGCAGAUAAGAUUUGUAAUUUUGAAGAAAUGGUAUGACCAUUUUCGCCAUUUUCAGUCCUCACCCAAAACUGUUCAUCCCAAUCGAAUAAAUAAAAAAAAUUCAGAUUUCCGAGACCACCACCAUCCCGAGAAGGAAGUAACUUGCGUAUACCUUUCCACCGGAUUGCACUUGUUUAUAUUCGUCUUUGGAAAGGUUAUUUGGUUUCAACAAGCGGAAGAAGAAUUUAGAACAAGGAUGGGGCUGCUCUCCAAUAGAAUUGAAAGGAGCAGCCUCAAGCCCGGGGAUCACAUAUAUUCAUGGCGUUCUGCUUAUAUUUAUGCUCAUCACGGUAUCUACGUUGGAGAUAAUAGAGUCAUACAUUUUACGAGACGUGGACAAGAAGUGGGGACUGGUACCAUAUUAGAUGUCCUCCUGGUAAGCUCCGGUCCAGCUAGAUCCCAUGUGCCAUGUUCCACCUGCGCGCCAGCCCAAGAGGGACAUGGUGUGGUCACCUCAUGUCUGGACUGCUUUCUCUCCGGUGGAAUCCUGUACCGAUUCGAAUAUGAUGUCAGCCCUGCUCUCUUUCUCGCAAAAGCCCGAGGAGGAACUUGCACACUGGCUGUUUCAGAUGCUGAUGAUGAGGUGGUUCAUCGAGCUAAAUACCUGCUCGAAAAUGGCUUUGGGUGCUACAACGUAUUUAAGAAAAACUGCGAAGAUUUUGCUAUUUACUGCAAGACCGGAUUGCUCGUUCUAGACCAUAGCACCAUGGGGCAGAGCGGGCAAGCAGUGUCCAUCAUCGGCGGACCCCUUGCAGCUGUCUUAUCUACGCCAUUGCGCCUCGUCACCACCAACAUAUACGGGAUGGUAGCUACUGCUGUCGGGGUUUACUGCGCCAGCCGUUAUGCUGCAGACAUUGGCAUGAGGAUGGACGUGGUGAAAGUCCCUGUCGAAGAACUUACAAGUAGGCUUGCUGCUGGUAUGCUUCAGGUCAUCGAACCAAGCCUUCCUUCUCUACCUGCACCCGCAGACUAGGCCAAUCAGAGCCCAUCACGUGGCGCAGUGUGAGAAUAUAGAAAGAGUCAGCAUCACCACCAAAGUUUCCUUCCUGUUUGGUCUCAAUGUCCACUGCAUACUUCAAGAUUGAGAGUGGCCAAAAAU
Molecule: messenger RNA, 1172 nt
Organism: Andrographis paniculata
Lineage: Eukaryota; Viridiplantae; Streptophyta; Magnoliopsida; Lamiales; Acanthaceae
Product: protein LEAD-SENSITIVE 1-like
Exons: 4
Coding region: 270-1046 (258 amino acids)
Source: RefSeq, a predicted model, not a curated record